Paramuricea clavata is the source of this 712-nucleotide messenger RNA. The record is from the annotation of a GenBank genome assembly. Lineage: Eukaryota; Metazoa; Cnidaria; Anthozoa; Malacalcyonacea; Plexauridae.
AUGAAGUUUGCUAAAGAUUUGAUGGACCUUCUCUUGAAAGGUGGAUUCCGUCUAACAAAAUGGUGUAGCUCGAAUAAGAAAGUUCGUGCAUCAAUUCCGGAGGCAGAGAGAGCUGGCCCUUCAUUGAAUCUUGAUCUAGACCAGCUGCCAGUGAAAAGAGCAUUGGGACUUCAUUGGACGGUGGAAGACGAUACAUUCAAAUUUAGCAUUGUUAAGCUAGAUAAUCCUGAAACAAAGCGAGGAGUAUUGGCCACCAUUGCUAGCCUUUAUGCUACACCGAUAACGUUGGUAGUUAAAGCCCUAUUGCAAGCGAAAUUGGAUUGGGACGAACAACUUCCGCCCAAUGAGUUACGGAAGUGGAAAGAAGGCUUACCUGCGCUUGCACAAGUCACAAUACCUCGUUGUUAUACAGGCCACAUUCAGUCUGUUAUGUUGCCUGCAGAUUGAAGAUGGUCGACUGAAGCUUGCACUUAAUAGUUCAUUAGCAAAGCAAAGGCUCGAUUCUACAGAACGAAAGUUACUCAUGGAUCCAGAAUUGGCAGCGGCUUAUCAGGGAGUCAUUAUUAAUAACGAAUAUUUAGAGAAAGGAUAUAUCAGACAAGUACCCUUGGAUGAACCGAAGCCAGAAUGUGAGUGGUUGUUGCCUCAUUUUCCUGUUGUGCGACCGGAAAGAGCACAACAAAAGUUCGAAUUGUUUUCGACGCAUCGUUAA